Raphanus sativus (radish) is the source of this 4406-nucleotide messenger RNA. Its product is annotated as condensin-1 complex subunit CAP-D2. Gene Ontology annotation, cellular component: nucleus; condensed chromosome, centromeric region. The coding region runs from base 58 to 4230 and encodes 1390 amino acids. The record is from RefSeq and is a predicted model, not a curated record. Gene Ontology annotation, biological process: meiotic chromosome condensation; mitotic chromosome condensation; mitotic cell cycle. Gene Ontology annotation, molecular function: histone binding. The transcript is spliced from 16 exons. Lineage: Eukaryota; Viridiplantae; Streptophyta; Magnoliopsida; Brassicales; Brassicaceae.
UUUGAAAUUGCAUCUCCCUCUCUCUCUCUCUCCCCCUCAACUUCUCUCUCUAAGAAAAUGGCUCCUCCCUUUGUUUUCCCCCAAAUCCUACGAGCCCUAGAAGAAGAUCCAGAAGACAAUCACCGACUCUUCGCUCAGAAUCCCGUCGACGUCACCUCUCUUCGCCCUUCCGAUCUCGAAGAGUUCGUCAAAGGUGUAUCAUUCGACCUAUCUGAUAGAGAACUCUUCUGUAUCGAAUACCAAGACGUUUUCGACCGUGUCUACUCUCUAGUCAGGAGCUUUUAUAGCCUUCCUCCGCCUUGCAAGUGUAAUCUCGUUGAAAGCCUUCGCUCUAACCUAAGCGUUCUUCUUCCCAACGUCGAUUCCAUCUCACGGUCUGCACAACAAGGUCAGGAGGAGGAGGAUGAAGUUCCGAUCAUCGAUAGGAUCACGUCUCAUCGCAAUGCCUUGAAGAUCUACACUUUCUUUCUAAUGACUAUUGUUGUGACUGAAGAGUCGCAUGUUAGCUCUGUUGACAGCACAAAGGUGGUGGGACGAGGGAGGAAGAAGCAGAUUAUUCAGUCAUGGAACUGGGAGCCUCAGAGGGGUAGGAUGCUUAAUUUGAUUGCAAACUCUCUUGAGAUCAACUUAUCCUUGCUCUUUGGAUCUUCAGAGCUAGAUGAAAACUACCUCUCUUUCGUUGUCAAAAACUCGUUCUCUCUCUUUGAGAAUGCGGCGAUCUUAAAAGACCCUGAGGCAAAAGAUGCCCUGUGCCGCAUCAUAGGAGCAUCUGCUACAAAGUACCGUUACAUAGUGCAGUCAUGUGCCUCGGUCAUGCAUUUGAUACACAAGUAUGAUUUUUCUGUUGUACACGUUGCUGAUGCAGUUGCUAGAGCUGAAACUAAGUAUUCAGAUGGUACCUUGGCGGUGACAAUCAUUAGAGAUAUUGGGAGGACUGAUCCGAAAGCCUAUGUUAAAGAUACGGUUGGGGCUGAUAAUGUGGGGCGUUUUCUGGUCGAGCUUGCUGAUCGUUUGCCAAAAGUAAUGUCUACAAAUGUUGGAGUUUUGGUUCCUCAUUUUGGUGGUGAAUCAUAUAAGAUCAGAAACGCACUAGUUGGUGUUCUCGGGAAAUUAGUUGCAAAAGCAUUUAAUGAUGUUGAGGGAGAUGUGAGUUCCAAGUCCCUUCGUCUGCGAACUAAGCAAGCUAUGUUGGAAAUUUUGCUCGAACGUUGUAGAGAUGUUUCUGCCUACACAAGGAGCCGAGUUCUUCAGGUUUGGGCUGAGUUAUGUGAAGGGCAUUCUGUUUCGAUUGGCCUAUGGAACGAGGUUGCAUCAAUAACUGCUGGAAGACUGGAAGACAAGAGUGCAAUUGUAAGAAAAUCCGCUUUAAGUUUACUGAUCACGAUGUUGCAGCAUAACCCCUUUGGGCCACAGCUUCGGAUAGCUUCAUUUGAAGCAACCCUGGAGCAGUACAAAAGGAAACUGAACGAGCUUGAACCAAACCGCCCUACUGAGGACUCAUCAAAAGAGCCAACUUCAGAUGUUGAGUCCUGUAAUGGAGAUGGUGAAAUCGAUGACUUGCAACCUGAAGUUACAAGUAAUACGCAUCUAGAUAGUCUACCUGAUAGCUGUCAGCCAGAGAAUGGAGAAGAAAUCCGUGAGAAGGAUGUUUCUGUUCCAGAUAUUGGUAACCUCGAGCAGACCAAGGCCUUGAUUGCUUCCCUUGAGUCUGGAUUGAGCUUCUCAAAGUGCAUGUCAGCUAGUAUGCCGAUCCUCGUUCAACUGAUGGCUUCAUCUUCUGCCAGUGAUGUCGAGAAUGCAAUUCUCUUGUUGAUGAGGUGUAAGCAGUUCCAAAUUGAUGGUGCAGAAGCUUGUCUCCGUAAAAUUCUGCCUCUGGCCUUUUCUCAGGAUAAGUCCAUAUAUGAGGCAGUGGAGAAUGCCUUCAUUUCAAUCUACAUUAGGAAAAAUCCAGUUGAAACGGCCAAACAGCUUCUGAACCUUGCCGUAGAUUCGAAUAUAGGAGAUCAAGCAGCGCUAGAGUUUAUUGUUAAUGCUUUAGUGUCCAAAGGUGAAAUAUCUAGCAGCACGACUUCGGCUCUGUGGGACUUCUUUUGCUUUAACAUCAAUGGGACAACUGCUGAGCAAAGUCGUGGGGCUCUAUCUAUCCUUUGCAUGGCUGCAAAGUCGUCCUCUAGGAUUCUUGGAUCGCACAUACAGGAUAUCAUUGAUAUUGGGUUUGGCCGUUGGGCAAAAGUAGAACCUCUACUUGCGAGAACGGCAUGCACUGCUAUUCAGCGGCUUUCAGAGGAAGAUAAGAAGAAGUUAUUGCUCAGCAGUGGCAGCCGAUUGUUUAGUAUUCUUGAAAGCUUGAUCACUGGUAACUGGCUUCCAGAAAACAUAUAUUAUGCUACUGCUGAUAAAGCCAUAAGUGCCAUAUACAUGAUCCACCCAACUCCAGAAGCGUUAGCUUCUACAAUUAUUAAAAAGUCCCUGAGCACUGUGUUUGACGUAGUUGGACAAGAUCAAGCACAGAAUGAUACCGACGACAAUGUCGUUGAUUUUCUGACCACAGUUCAAGUAGCAAAACUCAGUAGAUUCUUGUUUGUUGUCAGUCACAUUGCCAUGAACCAGUUGGUCUAUAUAGAAUCCUGCAUCCAGAAGAUCCGUAGACAGAAGACUAAAAAGGACAAAGCGGCUGCUGAAAAUCAGAAUACAGAAGAAAACCCUGGGGCGAUGCAAGAGAACCAUAGCAUAAAUGCUGAGCUAGGACUUGCUGCCUCUGAUGACGCACUGCUGGACACACUCGCUGAAAGAGCAGAGAGAGAGAUUGUUUCUGGUGGUUCUGGCGAGAAGAAUCUGAUUGGGGACUGUGCAAUUUUUCUCUCAAAGCUUUGCAGAAAUUUUUCUGCGCUGCAAAAGCAUCCAGAACUACAAGCUUCCGCAAUGCUUGCAUUAUGCAGGUGUAUGAUUAUUGAUGCAAGUUUCUGCGAAUCCAACCUCCAGCUUCUCUUCACAGUUGUUGAAAAUGCACCUUCUGAAGUUGUCCGGUCAAACUGCACCCUUUCCCUCGGAGACUUGGCAGUUCGUUUUCCAAAUCUUUUGGAACCUUGGACAGAAAACAUGUAUGCCAGGUUACGGGAUGCUUCAGUUUCGGUCAGGAAAAAUGCUGUCCUGGUCCUUUCACAUCUGAUAUUGAACGACAUGAUGAAGGUGAAAGGGCAUAUUAAUGAAAUGGCUAUAUGUAUUGAAGACGAUGUGGAAAGGAUCUCUAGUCUCGCAAAACUAUUUUUCCAUGAACUGUCUAAGAAAGGAUCGAAUCCCAUAUACAAUCUACUUCCUGAUAUACUUGGGCAAUUAUCCAACCGGAAUUUGAAGAGAGAGUCAUUCUGUAAUGUCAUGCAAUUCUUGAUCGGCUCCAUCAAAAAGGACAAACAGAUGGAGGCUCUGGUUGAGAAGCUUUGCAAUAGGUUUAGUGGAGUCACAGAUACAAAACAGUGGGAAUACAUUUCGUAUUCUCUUUCGUUGCUGACGUUCACAGAAAAGGGAAUCAAAAAGCUUAUCGAGUCAUUCAAGUCCUACGAGCAUGCUUUAGCAGAGGACCUAGUGACGGAAAACUUUAGAAGCAUAAUCAAUAAGGGAAAGAAGUUUGCGAAACCAGAACUUAAAGCGUGCAUUGAAGAGUUUGAGGAGAAGGUCAAUAAGUUCCACAUGGAAAAGAAAGAACAAGAAGAAACCGCAAGAAACGCUCAGGUUCAUAUAGAGAAAACCAAGAACAUGGAAUCUCUUGUUGUCCCCAGCAAAGUGAAAGACGAACCUGUAGAAGAAUAUGAUGAAGAUGAAGAUGUUUCAGACAGUGAAAUCGUGGAUCCAUCAAUGGAAGAACAAGGGGAUAGUUUGAAAGCGUCUGACACCGAGGAAGAACUAUCUAACACCGAGGAAGGGCCAUCAAUGGAAGAACAAGGGGAUAGUUUGAAAGCAUCUGACACCGAGGAAGAACUAUCUAACACCGAGGAAGGGCCAUCAAUGGAAGAACAAGGGGAUAGUUUGAAAGCAUCUGACACCGAGGAAGAACUAUCUAACACCGAGGAAGAGCCAUCUGACUCCGAGGAAGUACCAGAUUCUGAGCAAAACACCAGUGGUGGAGAAGAAGAAGAAGAAGGCGAAUCAGAAAGCAGGAACGUCAAGAAGGUAAACCGUAGAGAGUCAUCGAGCAGCAUCAGGAGAAACCUGAGGUCAGGAAGUAGAAAGUAAAGAAACCGUGUAGAGGCAGAGAGUGUCGUCAAUUUGCUCAACAUCUCGAGAGCUAACUUAUAACUAUGUCUGUUUUGCUCACUGCAUUGUUUUUUUAAUCUAUGAUGCUUAGAUAUUGAAGAAUCGACUACCAUACCUAUUCGUCUAUGGAAUCACAUAACUUUGUAUUUCUUAAA